Molecule: messenger RNA, 909 nt
Organism: Dictyostelium purpureum
Lineage: Eukaryota; Evosea; Eumycetozoa; Dictyosteliales; Dictyosteliaceae
Exons: 4
Coding region: 1-909 (302 amino acids)
Biological process (GO): guanosine tetraphosphate metabolic process
Source: RefSeq, a predicted model, not a curated record
AUGCUAGAAAAUAUUGGUAAAUCAAUUAAAAAAUCAAUAGAUGGUUUAGAUAUUAAAAACUCACUGCAUUUAUCCAACAAUCACAAAGAUGAAUUUAAUGAAGAAACAAGAGUAGAGUUACAAAAAAAACUUGAUGAGGUGGUUGCAAUUUUAAAAAGUGAAAUUUCUUCAUAUUAUUUAUAUAAAGAUAUUUCAGCAAGAGUUAAAACUGUAGAGUCUUUAAACAGAAAAUUAAUUUCAAGAAAAAUAGAUAACUGGAGAGAAUUGUCAGAUUAUUGUGGAGCGGCAAUCAUCAUACACCCACUUAAAACUACAGAAGAGGUAAUGGAGAUUUUAAGAAAUCUACAUAAAACAAAUAAUAAAUGCAAAAACUUUAAAAUAGUUAAGGAAGAGAUCAAAGGUCCAAAAGAUUCAUCACAAUUUGCCUAUAGAGCAUUACAUUGCGAUGCUUUAUAUGGUGAUUGCAAAAUUGAAAUCCAAAGAGUUACACCAAAUAUCAUCACUCUGGAAAUAUCAGAAGAAAUCUGUUCAUCUACCAUUAGACAACACGGAAAAGAAGUACCAGAUGUAGGCGACACCAUUGAUGAUACUGAUGAACUUAAAUUACUUAUUGCAAAAAAACUAAAAUACAACGGACCAAUAAACGAUUGGGAAUUUAAUGUAGCUUACGAAGCUUUAAAAGCAAAAAAUGAAAUCAAAACAGAAGAAGUCGAAAGAUUGUGGAAAGAAUUUACCAAUAAACUACACGAAACUAAUAAUAAUAAUUUAAUUUUCAAAUUUUCUCAGUUUAUUAUGAUUGGCGAAACCUAUGACCCUAACACAAUAUCAAAUCCAAAAAUAAUAAAUGAUGUGCUAAACAAGUUUGAAAGCGUUUUAAAAUUUAAAACAAAUCACUUUUUUAGAGUAUAG